CGAACAGAAUGCAGUUACGAUGCAGACAGCGACCAUCGACGGAAGGGCGCACUGAAACGAGACAUACAGUCGCUGCAACAGCAGAAUGAUGCGCUGGACGUGAUCGUUGCUUCCCUGCGCAGUCUUCCGGAAGCCGAAUCGAUAGCCCUACUCCAUAGCUUGCGAGGCCAUGUCAACCCAGAUGCGCUCGCCGAACAAUUACGGAGCAAUGUACGACUGCCUCCAAAUUAUGCCCCGCAGACGCUGGAAGCAGACUUUGCUCAACAGAUCACGACACCUAGCAGCGCUACCUUCGAGAACACCACUUUUACCCCAUCUCUAUCGAGGGACGAUUCCGGCGAGGAUAGCAUCCCCUAUCAAUCUUCAGUCAGCUCGGAGCAAAGCACGCCAUGGUUCGGUAAACCUCAGGACGCAGAGUUUGUCGAGCAUCUCUUAUCUCUUUACCAAUGUUGGGUCCAUCCUUUCUACGCAUUUGUAUCAUGGGACCACUUCUUGCAUGAUAUGGGACGCGGCAGGACCGAUUAUUGCAGUGCUCUGCUCGUGAAUGCCAUGCUAUCUUUCGCGUGUCACUACUCGGAUCGGCCGCUCGCAAGGACUGAUCCCACCAAUGCAGAGACGGCCGGCAAUCACUUCUACGCCGAAGCGAAGCGGAUACUGGACUCGAUCGAUCGACCGUCCCUGACUACGGUCCAAGCUCUUGGAAUUAUGAGUCUGCGUGAGACAUCUGCUGGUCGUGACUCGAAUGGCUACCAACUGGCGGGUCGAUGUGUGCGAAUGGCGAUCGAGCUUGGACUGCAUCUUUCCGUGGUGAAAAAUGGCCUGCGAUCGACCGAGGGCGAGGUUCAGAAGGUUACGUUUUGGGCCGUAUUCAAUCUGGAAACUCUUUGUGCCGUUGGAUUUGGACGGCUCUCUCAGCUUCCACGAGCAGCUGCGGAUAUCGAAACGCCUUCAGCAAACUCCAGAUCCGAGACGAAGACGUGGCGUCCGUACGAAGAUACGAACUUUUCGUUGAGCCCUAGCGCCGAGCAGCCAGCCAGAACAAUGCUCUUCAACGAUCGAUUCAGCAAGCUUUCCGAGUUGGCUAGCGAUAUGGUCAACACUUUCUACGCCCCAAGAGAACGCUUCACGAGCCGGAAGCUCGCGGCAACUUACGCUCAAUAUCAAGCGUGGUACCAGAAUCUGCCAGACGUGUUCCGUCUGGAGAACACGUCCUUACCACAUGUGCUCGUGCUGCACAUGUAUUACUAUGGCUGUGUACUCCAUCUUUUUCGACCGUACAUCAAGCUCGAUCUGAGUGCAGCAAAUCUUUUCCCGCACGACACAUGCACAUUCUGCGCCAAUGAGAUCUCCAAGCUGAUGAACGCUCUUCGCGCCAUGUACGGCCUCCGGCGCGUGUGCUUAGCGGUUACCAGCUUGUUACUCUCGGCAAGUACCAUCCACUUGCUCAAUCUUCCCUCCGAAUCAGCACCGCUUCGCUGCCCGCGCAGUUGAUAUCAUCAGAUCACUUUCCAGCAAAUGGAAUAUUGCUCUCCCAGAAGGCGCGGCCACCGUAGCAGCAUAUCGCUUGGGCAUUCAAAGAGACGUGGCAUCUCCCCCUCCGUCCACAUUCUAUGCUGCGUCGAUCCCGCGAAAACGAUCCUCGGAGGGUCGCAACCGAUCGAACGAGUCUACUGUGCAUGAGUCUCCCUUUACGCCGCCUGCUCAGCAUCCGCAUCAACAGAUACACAACCAGCAGCGGGCACCAACAUCAGUACCUACAUUUUACAGCGAUCCACAGACUCAGCUGGAUGCGAGUCAAGCACAAAUGGCUUUUUGGACUCCAUUUCCCACGCAAGUCAUGCCGAUCGCGCAACACGCUCUGGGCCCGGCGAUGCUGGACAUCUCCCAGUUCGGCGGCCAUCAGCCGUGGCCUUCAUUUGGGGCUCCUCCCACAGAACAGACGCCGUACAGACACCAAUCCGACCCAGGCCACGUUGACGAAAACAUGAGCGGAAUGGAGAAUUGGGGAUGGCAAUGACAGCCAUAAUAAAGUGACAGGACCACAGCACAACAACAGGAAUGGAGCAUUAUUGAGCAU
Messenger RNA from Pseudocercospora fijiensis CIRAD86, 2077 nucleotides. RefSeq lists its product as uncharacterized. Gene Ontology annotation, molecular function: zinc ion binding; DNA binding. Gene Ontology annotation, biological process: DNA-templated transcription. Lineage: Eukaryota; Fungi; Ascomycota; Dothideomycetes; Mycosphaerellales; Mycosphaerellaceae. The transcript has 4 exons. The coding region runs from base 502 to 1491 and encodes 329 amino acids. The record is from RefSeq and is a predicted model, not a curated record.